AUGGACUACAUUUGGACUACUGUCUCUACCUUGGAUUUUCUCAGUGAGAAGGGUGGCAGGUCCAUGAAGGAUGACGAGAGUUUCGUGGCUUUUGUGGAUAGAACACUAGAACGUCGUAAUGAGUCGUCAAACAUACACAAGUUCUUUCUCCAACGGUCUUGGCAUUUCUUUGAAUCUAAGGUUCAAUCUUGGAUCUCCUCUGCCAUAAGUGGUAACCACCUUAAGGAGCUUGGUGUAUACAUGAGCAGACAAAACCCCAGGAUAAUUCCCCCAUCUGUUUUUACUUGUGAAUCAUUGAUAUCGCUGGGGCUACAGACUCUCCCUAGUAUCCAGCUUCCUAGGCAUAUCUCUUUUCCAAGACUCAAGCGGCUUGAACUUCUUAACUUUGAGGUUAGGGAUGAUAACUGGAAUGAGCAACUCUUUUCAAAUUUUCGUGUCCUUGAAGAACUGAUUUUGAAAGGCCUUACGGUGAGUAUGAAAUUCUUUUCAAUCUCAGUUCCUACACUCAAAGUUUUGACUGUUGAUACCGGGAGGAACGAGCAAAAUGGUAUACGAAACUGUGUUUUGAAAUUCGAUGUACCUAGCCUUGUAAGUUUCUCCUACACGGGUUAUGCUUCCAAAGAAUUUCUCUGUUCUAGUCUUCUAGAACUAGUGCAAGCUGAUCUCAAGUUCGACUUCGAAGAAGAUUCCGAAGAAACUGAUGGUGUCGCAAUAAGCAGGUGUCUUCAAUCUCUCGAACAUGCAAAACGUCUAACUCUUAAUGAUAAAACCCUACAGGCUAUCUGCUCCGCACGCGAUCAGUCAAGCAAUUCACUGGCAUUUCAUAAUGUCAAAAUAUUGAAUAUAACUGACCACAUGGUCAGUGAGCUAGGACUAAUAGAUUUGCUCAAAGCAACACCUAGUCUGGAGUCGCUUGUAUUUGCUGAGUACAUCGAUGACUUUAUAGAAUACUAUGAUGUGGGUGAGGAAGACACUGAGGGCGAUGGGGAUGAUGACCGUGAAGAAGACGAUAGAGACUCUACUGAGGGCGAGGCAGAUGAUGACAGUGAAGAAGACGCUGCAGACUCUAUGGAGGGCGAUAACGACCAUGGCAGUGAAGACCAAGUCGAUGUUUCCGAAGCUGCUGAGUGUGCCAGCGAUGAUGAGAUUGAAGCCAUCGAUGACUACGGUUAUGAUAGUUGGGUGGCCACUAUGCCGAAUGUCGAAAAUUUAUUGCCCCACCUUCAAUCAGUUUGCUUUCAGCAAUUUGCGGGGAACCCAACUGAGAUGAAGUGGGUGGUACUGAUAUUGAAGAACGCAAAAGCUCUGCAGAAGAUGACUACUCAUUACUAUGACUCUGAUCUCCGCUUUACAGGUGCCAUAGGUGAAACAGAAGUAAUGGCAGUGAUGCCAAGAAUUCCAAGAGCCUCAGCAGGUUGUGUUUGA
Papaver somniferum (opium poppy) is the source of this 1425-nucleotide messenger RNA. Its product is annotated as putative F-box/LRR-repeat protein At5g41840. NCBI's taxonomy places the organism in Eukaryota, Viridiplantae, Streptophyta, Magnoliopsida, Ranunculales, Papaveraceae. The transcript is spliced from 3 exons. The coding region runs from base 1 to 1425 and encodes 474 amino acids. The record is from RefSeq and is a predicted model, not a curated record.